Seminavis robusta is the source of this 1389-nucleotide messenger RNA. The record is from the annotation of a GenBank genome assembly. Lineage: Eukaryota; Bacillariophyta; Bacillariophyceae; Naviculales; Naviculaceae.
AUGGAAUCGUUGCCAUAUCCUUCCUUUGUCUCUCAAGUCCCAGUCGAUGCCUCUCAAAAUCGUGCUGGUCUGACGGCAGUGGGAAGAUGCCGAAUCAACCCAGAAGUCGCCAGCGACGAGUAUCGAGCCAUUGUGGCCAAGAACGCGGAACAAGCCAAGGUGGACACCAACAGUGGUGGUGGCGAUAAGGACGCCCAGAAAAAGCUCAAGAAAAAGUACAUGAAAGAAGGCGUGGCAAUGGCCAAGAAAUUCUUAAAGGCGACUCUGCAAUUGGAUGUCAGCGUCGUGGAAGUGGAAAUAGUCGUGGCGCCGAAAGAUUUGGUGGACACGGAUGGUUGCUUGGCAGCCUGCUUGUUGGAUGCCGGGUGUCAAACAAUUGUCACGGAUGGAACCCAGCUGGAAGCUAUGGACGCGGCAAAAAUCCCACGGGAGCGACUGGCGGCCCAUUUUACGGGUGCAGACAACCUAUGCCAGAAAUUCGAAGCGGCUGCUCCACUGGCCAGUUCUGUCAGUGUGGAAUUGGAUGCCACCAGCAGUAGUACCUUGGAAACCAUUCUAUCAGUUUUUGAAUCUACAGCCAACGUCGUCAAGGAACAUUCAUUGGAAUGUGUGGUGCAAAUUGUACCCUCUCAAGAUGAAUCACAGCUGGAAAGUUUGAUGAGUGAAAUUCAUGCCAAAGCACCCAAAGGGAAAAUCGCCUUGGUUGAUCCCACAGCUCGACAACUUGGCUUAAGCUAUGCUGCCUACAUUCGCACGGAUCGAGAGGAUAAACUCUACACAACCGUGGUCUGCACUCGCAAUGGAGAGGCUCUGGGGUUGGUUUACUCUUCCAAGGAAUCUAUUGUGGCAUCUCUCGAAUGCGCUCGUGGCGUGUACUACUCCCGGUCCCGCAAUCAACUUUGGCGAAAAGGUGAUACAUCGGGCCAUUAUCAAACCCUCCAUCGAUUGGACAUUGAUUGCGACGGAGAUGCCAUCAGGUUUACCGUGACGCAACGAGGCGAUGAUAAGGCUGCCUUUUGUCAUCUCAAUACGUUGACAUGUUGGGGCAAUCCCCGUGGUGUUCUGCAUCUGCAGGAAACACUGCAGGAUAGAUUCAAAUCCGCGCCCGAGGGCUCCUACACGAAACGCCUCUUUGAUGAUCCCAACUUGUUGCGAGAAAAGUUGGUGGAAGAAGCUCAGGAACUUUCGGAAGCUACGGAAAAGGACGAUGUUGCCGGGGAAUUGGCCGACGUUAUGUACUUUGCAAUGGUUCGAGCCGUCGCUGCCGGUGUUACCUUUGACGAUGCCAUUGCUGAACUAGAUUCCAGGUCUCGGAAGGUGACGAGGCGACAGGGAGAUAGCAAAGCAUAUCGUACCGAGGUGGCCAACAAGAUCUUGGAGGGAAAGUAG